Messenger RNA from Oryza brachyantha (malo sina), 1930 nucleotides. Its product is annotated as protein WVD2-like 5. The coding region runs from base 456 to 1640 and encodes 394 amino acids. The record is from RefSeq and is a predicted model, not a curated record. NCBI's taxonomy places the organism in Eukaryota, Viridiplantae, Streptophyta, Magnoliopsida, Poales, Poaceae. The transcript has 8 exons. Gene Ontology annotation, molecular function: microtubule binding.
AGGCAGAUCACAGUGCAGAAGACAAGAUUGGCAAAAUAGAAACGAGUUAACCACCUCCAGCCCCAAACACAGCACCACGCCCCGCUGUCUCCCUCCUCCUCCCCCGCGGAAGCCGCCGCGCGCGUCCUCCCUUCCCCGCGCCAUUCGUCUCCGCCGCGCCCUCCUCCGACGAGAACGUCGUCAUCGUCUGUGUCACUGAGCCGGGAGUGGUGGGGAGAUCAGAUCCAUGCUCACUCACUCGGGGUUGAUUUGUUUAGCUGGCGAUCGGCGCUAGUCCGCUUGGAUUGCUCCGAGAUUUUCUUUACCGCAUUUUGUGAUCUCUGUGCAAUUCUAGACCUAAAUCUGUAUAUCACUAACACUAGUUGGUCAAGAAUGCCGCCGCGUUAGGUCCAUCCCUGCGUCAGGGAUUCGGUGGAGCUUGGGAUGAAUUGAGGGCGAGGUGAAGAUCGGUUGCGAUGGACGAUACCAUUGCCGACGCUGCGGGUGCGCUGGCUAUAGAGAAGCGGGUCAAUGGACAGCCCGCAUUGGCUGAUAGUAUGGAGGAGCAUGAGGAGCCACAUGAGGUGCAGGCCAAUGGUGACCAUUCCGGGGAGAGCGACGUGAUCAACCCGCCCGAAGAGGCGGGCGGGGAAGCCGAGGCCACCUCUCAUCUAGAUGGCAAGAAGCCUCGCCCUGCCAAGGGAACCCAAGGUCAUGGCCCUAAGGUUGUAAAAUCUAGGAGCCCGAAGAGUGGAGGUGAGGGUCAAGCUAGGAGAAGCACUCCUAGUUCCUCUAUUUCUAAAGCACCGAUUGCUCGAGUUUCUCAUGCAGAUUCAAGUACCGGAUCAAAGACCAAUGGUGACUCCAGUGUUGAUAAGAAUAGAACUGAGAAGAACGAGGCUCGCUCCGGUACCAAGGAGACAUCUCUCGAGGAUUCAAAGGAAAAAAGGAAAACACAAAAGCCAUUAGGUCAGAAUUCUUCUGUCAAAAAAGAUGAAGAGCAAAAUUCUGAAUCCCGAAAAGCUGCUGGCACUCCUGCCUAUGGUUUCUCUUUCAAGUGUGAUGAGAGAGCUGAAAAAAGGAAGGAGUUCUAUUCAAAGCUUGAGGAGAAGAUUCAUGCCAGAGAAUUGGAAAUAAACAAUUUGCAAGCAAAGUCAAAGGAGGCUGAAGAAGCUGAACUCAGAAUGCUUAGGAAGAGUUUGAACUUCAAGGCAACACCAAUGCCCAGCUUCUACCAGGAACCAACUCCUCCAAAGAUUGAGCUGAAAAAGAUUCCUCCCACAAGACCUAGAUCACCAAAGCUUGGUCGCUCCAAGAACAAAUCUGCAGGAGAGACCGAGGAAACUGUCACUCCCCCAGGACGUACAGCCCGUCUGAGCCUCGACGAAAAGGUCUCUCAAAAUGGUGUAAAGAAAGCAAACCCAUCAAAUGCAGCGAAGAAGCCCCAGAGGAAGUCACUCCCCAAACUGCCAUCAGAGGAAAGUGGUUCGCCUGAUCCAAGUCAUCUAAAGAACACUGAAUCAAACACAGAUAACAUUCAGGAACCAGGGUCACCGACAACGCAGCAACACGAAACCGAGUUGAACAUUGGAAUUUCCGAGUCGAUCCAAGACGGGAUUGCUCCGGUCGCUCAAGAACUCGACGAACAGAUAGCCGUCUAGCGAAGAGCAUGGUGAUCAGAUCCUUUGGUGUGUGAUGGAAGGUGUGCCUUCUUGGCUGCUUUUGAUCAGUAGAUCCAUAUUGUGGUUUGACUGUUUCAGUAGUAACUAGUUCCAUGUUUCUUUUUUGUGACGAACUUUACCUCUUCUUCCUGUCAUCCUGUGUAUUGUGUGUUUGUGUUGUCUCGAUGGUUUUGUUCAUAUGUCGCAAGUGAGGCUCCAGUUGUCCUUUGCAGUAAGUGUCCUGCUACACUAUUAUGUAUAAUCAGCCAGUGAGAAUUUUGUUGGUGUCC